AUGGCAUUUGUUAAUGAACUGCACAUGCAGAUAUGCAAAGAAAGCAAGGAGCAAAAGAUCUUAAACCUGUGGAAAGUACUCAAAUACCAUGAUGAUGAACCUAGUGUGAAUAUUCAAAUAUUAUGUGGGGUGUCUGGAGUGAUCCGGGCCCAGAAGGACAGAGAUGGUCUCUUUGUUCAGUGUUCAAAGGAGAACGAAACGAUCAGGCUAUAUAUGUCCCCAAAGAAGAAACUGACUCCAGUGCAAAAAUGUGUCAGUCCAUUAGUUUGGUGCAGGCAGGUAUUGGAUUACCCAAGUCCUGACAUUGAAUCUGCUAAAAAGUCGCUGAUCCACAGGCUGGAACAGACAAUGUUGGCUCUCAAGAGACAGAGUUUGUACAGCAGCCCUUUCAGUGCGGUCAGUUAUGCGAGCUCCUAUAGUCCAAAUACUAGUAGUCCCUACAGCAGUGGUUUCAACUCUCCCUCCUCAACACCAGUGAAAUCUGCUUUAGUAAAACAGCUCAUACCUCCUGGUACCUCAGGUCAUCUUAAAAGUUCAGCAGAUAGAAAUCCUCCACUAAGUCCACAGUCCUCUCUGGACAGUGAAUUAAGUGCAUCAGAGAUGGAUGAAGACUCUAUUGGGUCUAAUUACAAGCUAAAUGAUGUUACCGAUGUGCAGAUUUUAGCGCGAAUUCAGGAAGAAAGCCUCCGGCAAGAGUACGCAGCAACUGCUUCUCGGCGUAGUUCUGGUUCUUCUUGCAAUUCUACAAGGCGAGGCACGUUCAGCGAUCAGGAGCUCGAUGCACAGAGUUUAGAAGAUGAAGAAGAUGGCACACAUCACACAGUGCACCCUGCUGUUAACAGGUUUUCGCCAUCACCUCGCAGUUCUCCCUGGCCUUCACCAAAACAAUCUCCAAGGAAUUCACCUCGCUCACGAUCACCUGCUCGAAGCAUAGAAUACAGUAGAGUGUCACCCCAGCCUAUGAUUAGCCGUUUACAGCAACCUCGUCUUUCGCUUCAAGGCCAUCCUACAGAUUUGCAGACUAGUAAUGUCAAAAGUGAAGAAAAACUAAGGCGUAGUCUUCCAAACCUGUCCAGGACAUCUAACAUCCAAGCUGAGUCUGUGAAAAACAGCAGAAGUGACUCAAACUUCCAAGUGCCAAAUGGAGGAAUACCUCGCAUUCAACCUCAAGCCUCAGCCAUACCUUCUUCAAGUAAAUUCCGCUCACCUGCAGCACCGUCUCCCCUAGCUCUCCGACAACCAGUGAAAGCAUUUAGUAACCAUGGACCCGGUUCAGUUGCUUCUCCAGAAGCCACGCAGCUGACACACAGUACUUCUUUACCAGGGCCUCUUGCAGCCCAGAGUUCAGGCUUGCCAAGCCCUGCCAGCAGUAUUAACAGUACUACUCUUACCAGACCGGCAGGGACAGCAGGGAUGAGGAGUGGUUUGCCCAGACCCAGUGCCCCUUCCACAGGGGGCAUCCCAGUGCCUCGUAGCAAACUUGCACAGCCUGUUCGCAGAUCAUUACCCGCUCCCAAAACCUAUGGCAACGUGAAAGACGAGAGUUGGAAAGAUGGCUGCUACUGAACUGCAAAGCUUAACACAAAGUUUCAGUGCUCGUGGAUGCUUCCUCACCAGGCUAAACGACAGCUUGAUUACACAAACUGUUCAGAUGUGACUUUUGGGAUUUGUAAAAAUUCCAGACCUCUCUGUCUCUAAUUAGCACAAACUGGCAGAGAUUCUAAAGCAGCACUUUAAUGACAUCUAACAUCAGAUGUUUGGUGGUCAUACAAUCACUUCUACAUUAAAUUGCUAUCAGUUCUGGGUUUUUUUUUUUCUUGCUUGCUAAAAAUGUAUCAAUAUGAGCAUUUAUGACAGUGGCCAAUGUCUGGGCAAAAACCUAACGAAUGCCAAAGAAAUGCCCAUCUUGAAAAACAGCAAGUAUAAUAGUCAACUUACAUUGUCCAAAACUUCAUUUUCAGCCUGUUUUAAUUCAGCAGAAAGAUUGGUGAAUAUGUACUAUUGAAACAAGACUACGUUAAUCAGAGCUAAUAUUCUGAUUGCAGACUGCUACGGUGGUAGUGAAACAUUGCUUUUAACAAUUGUAUGAGAUUCUCUUUGGGGAAAGUGGUACGUACAUCCUUCAGAAAGAAUCCAAAGUUACCCUGGAGGAUUAGGCAGAAC
Charadrius vociferus (killdeer) is the source of this 2163-nucleotide messenger RNA. It is a transcript of the gene SLAIN2, whose product is annotated as SLAIN motif family, member 2. The transcript is spliced from 9 exons. Gene Ontology annotation, cellular component: microtubule plus-end. NCBI's taxonomy places the organism in Eukaryota, Metazoa, Chordata, Aves, Charadriiformes, Charadriidae. The record is from RefSeq and is a predicted model, not a curated record. Gene Ontology annotation, biological process: positive regulation of microtubule polymerization; cytoplasmic microtubule organization; microtubule nucleation. The coding region runs from base 1 to 1566 and encodes 521 amino acids.